AUGGAAAGCAAGCUGGCAGCUAUCGGAGCGAUUUUGCCCAUUAUCGUGCCGAAGACUCUGAGUGACUUCAAGAAUUUAUAUGUAAGUGAGAAAGAGUUUCAGCUCGACGACUUAUCUGCGACGCAACCAGGCGACAGCCCAAUUAUCGAGACACCUGGCUUGCACGAGUUUUGGAAGGGGUUUGGCGAGUUUCCCUCGCACUAUUUCGUUCGGACGGAAGUGGAAGUGGUGUUCUGGAGGGUGAUCAAAAAACUGGUGUUUGUUAGGGGUCGCGUUGUGAUUCUAGGCUCACCGGGAGCCGGGAAGUCCUGCUUUCUCAUGCUGCUUGCGUUCUAUCUGGCGUGCAUCAAGAAGAAGAAGGUGCUUGUGAUACGUCGCUUGAAAGAUGAAAGUGCGGGCAACGCGGCGGUGUUUCUUGAUGGACAGGGAUCGUACGCUCGACUGACGAAUCUCUCACCGGCUGAUCUGUUUGCCAUCCGCCGCCAAACUAAGGGCGCGAUAGUUUUUGUUGAUGGUUUUACCCAAGAACACGUAGAGGAUCUAGGCAAUGGAAGCAGUGGCGGGAGUCUGCGCGAGUUCUGUAAGGAGCGGGAAAAGCUGAAGUCGCAAGUCGCGAGAGAUUGUCAUUCCGUGGAUAAAGCCAAAGCGUUUGCUUUGGUGUACAACUAUGGUGGGGUUCAAAACGAGAGCCAAGUGGAUCAACUGCGGCGUCACUACAUCAGGGACUGCCACAAGGAAGAUCAUUACCAGGACUCAAGAUGGUGGAAAAUUUUUGUGGAUUCGGGAUAUGUACUGAGCGAAUUGGGGCGGAAUGCUGGCAUGGACGAGCACCUUGAGGUUUACGAGUACGCCAAAUCGGUCGGUGCCGCCUUUCAAGGCGUCGCAUACAAACUCUUGCUUCGUAGCGCAGCUCGAGGUGCGUUCGCAAAGCGUAAACCGAUUUUGCUGAAGAUGCGGGAAGGGUCAAAGUACGAGAAAAUCGAGAUUCGGGCCCCCAACGUCGUUUGCAGUGGUGACCCUUGGUUGUCCACACUUGGAAAGGAUACCUACUGGUACCCGAACUACCAGUUUUUCCCUUUCAUUGACGCAGUGACGACGUGUGAGGCGUUCCCAAGUGGAGGUGGAAAUUCCGAGACAAUCGUGGCUUACAUUCAAGUGACGACUCGAAGCGAGAAAAGACUCAAGGGAGAGAGGCUGCGCAAGCUGGAUGAAGAGAUGGAUAAAAACCCAUCACUGAAGGACAUGAAGCGCGCAUUUGUGAUCGUAGGUCCUGACGCCGCUGUCUGCGAGAGAUUUAAUCUCCACGAUGCGCCGGACCAUGACACAAUUCUAGCGAUGGUAGGCUGCUUCAGCCCGGAACGACUGGAAAGCGGAGAUGCUUGUUGGUAG
This is a messenger RNA of Phytophthora sojae, 1389 nucleotides long. RefSeq lists its product as hypothetical. The record is from RefSeq and is a predicted model, not a curated record. The transcript has 2 exons. Lineage: Eukaryota; Oomycota; Peronosporomycetes; Peronosporales; Peronosporaceae. Bases 1 to 1389 code for a protein of 462 amino acids.